Zerene cesonia (dogface butterfly) is the source of this 768-nucleotide messenger RNA. RefSeq lists its product as uncharacterized. The record is from RefSeq and is a predicted model, not a curated record. Bases 133 to 468 code for a protein of 111 amino acids. NCBI's taxonomy places the organism in Eukaryota, Metazoa, Arthropoda, Insecta, Lepidoptera, Pieridae. The transcript has 3 exons.
UAACACAAAUAAACUGUGAUUUUAGAAGUUAUUAAUAUAUCAACGAAAUCGAACGUGGAAUUGUUUGUUGUAUUGAACGAAGCAUUAAGAAAACUUGUGUGCUGUAAUUGUAAAUUGAAGACUUAAAUUACAAUGAGCGGAGAGGCAAUAUCAUAUGACGACGUGAGCUAUGUGGAUGUAAACGCGCUGCCUUUGAAGCCGCCGCAGCCGUUCGUCCCGCCAGACAAGGCCGUGCGUCGGGCGUGGCACCCAGUCAUGUGGGAUGACAGCAACCAAGAAGACCAAUCGGUCAAGGAAGACGAGGAGGAACAAAAAUCUAAAGAAUACCCACACAAAAAACAGAUUCGUAACAUCAAGCGUCUCGUAGCAGAAGGAAAAUUAAAACCGACACCUGAAACUCUCAUCUUUUUCCUUUGUAAUAAAUUUGCGAUAUCUGAAGAAAGGCAGGCGAAAAUGAAUUCUGGUUAAUAGGCGACGAUUAAUUUUUCAACUAAAUUAACAAAAUAAUACUGUAAUUAGACUAAAAUAUAUGUACUAAAACUAAUUUUGUGAUAAUAUUUGUAUUGUGGAACAUUCAUAAAAGAAACAACUGUAUUAAUACAAUAAUUGGUUUAAAAUGUGAUAUAAAUAUUAAUUAAGAAAUAAAAUGUAAUAAUGUAUCAAUUUAUAUUUUCAUACUUUAGCAUUUGUUCUUUUCGACCAAGGUAAUAAAUAACAAGGGCAAUAAAUAGAAAAAAAUUAAAUAAAAAUAAAAAUCUAUCCGUGUAA